GCGGAAAUCUGUUGCAUGUGAGAAGAAUGAAUUGGAAAACAUGAAUACAAAAUAUGUUGCGCCCGGUUAUGGUGGCCAAAGGGAUAUAAUGAAUAAUGAUGCAGCCACAGGCGGGUGGUUUGAUAAUUUUCCAUGGAUGUUGUGCUCCGUUGUCUGUAUUUGAAAUAUCUAACUCCGGUGGUGAAACGAAACUUUUGAAAAAGAGUCUUCUAUUAUGUAUUUAUGUUACUACUUCCAUGCUAAAAAAAUGUGGAGAAAUAUUUUACCAAAGCAAAUUUUCUGUUCAUCAUGUUUUUCAAAUCAUCCAAGAAAGCCAAUGGCUAGUAAAAUGUAUAGUGUAUAUAAGAAUCAUCACCAAAGAUUUCAUCUCUUAUUAGUGAAUCGAAAUUUUCUUAUUAGAGGAAGAUAUUUUUCAUCAGUAAAAACAACGAAAGAUGAUGAGAAAGGUGGAAGUAAAACGCGGAACUUCAUUCAAAGUGACAACCAAACUGUGAUGGAAAAAUUUGUCUGUGCAAUGCCUAAAGGUAUUCAGCCGUACUUGAAGUUAAUGCGAAUUGAUAAACCCAUAGGAACAUGGCUACUACUCUGGCCCUGUUUUUGGAGUUUGUCAAUGGCUUCAGCUCCUGGGUGUUUGCCAGACCCAGCACUUCUGGCCUUAUUUGGAAGUGGGGCAUUGCUUAUGAGGGGAGCUGGUUGUACAAUUAAUGAUAUGUGGGAUAAAAAUAUUGAUAGUAAGGUUGAGAGGACAAAAUUGAGGCCUUUAGCUGCUGGAGAGAUUAAAAUGAUAGAUGCAUGGAUGUUCCUAGGCGGUCAGUUAUCAUUGGCACUUUUAAUUCUUCUUGAGCUGAAUUGGUAUAGCAUAGUUCUUGGUGCUAGUUCCUUGUCAUUAGUCAUUUCAUAUCCUUUAAUCAAAAGGGUUAGCUAUUGGCCUCAACUAAUGUUAGGGCUGACUUUCAAUUGGGGAGCUAUGCUUGGAUGGUCUGCAGUCCAGGGCUCAUGUCAGUGGUCAACUGUUCUCCCUUUGUAUAUGGCUGGUGUGUGUUGGACUAUGAUCUAUGAUACCAUAUAUGCUCAUCAGGAUAAAGUAGAUGACGUUAUAGUCAAAAUUAAGUCUACAGCUUUAAAAUUUGGUGAAAAUACCAAGCAAUAUUUAGGAAUGUUUUCAGCAUCCAUGAUUACAUUCUUAACCAUAGCUGGAUACACAUCUGGACAGACUUGGCCUUAUUAUUCUUCUGUAGGACUGACUGCUGCAAUGCUUACUUCACAGAUUGUGUCAUUGAAUAUUCAUGAUCCAAAAAAUUGUUGGGAAACUUUCAAAUCAAAUCACAGAAUAGGACUCAUAUUGUUCAUCGGAAUUGCCGGAGGAAGUUUGUUAAAGAAUAAAAACUCAUUAAAAAGUAAAUUACAUCAAGACCCAAUAAGAUUGCAGGAAACUAAUAUUUUAUCUGCAUGUGAUGCAGAAAAUGCUCUAUCUUUAAACAAAGUUUUUUCUUGAUAUUUAUUUUCUGCCAAAUAGUGAAACUUGUAUUUAUUUGUAUAAUUAAUGUAAUUAUAAACAGUAUGUAUGAAAUCUAUUAGCUACUUGUAUUAUUUUGUAUUAUAUAAUGAAUUGUUCCAAUUAAAGCUUUAAA
Uloborus diversus is the source of this 1631-nucleotide messenger RNA. RefSeq names its product 4-hydroxybenzoate polyprenyltransferase, mitochondrial-like (gene Coq2). The record is from RefSeq and is a predicted model, not a curated record. Gene Ontology annotation, cellular component: mitochondrial inner membrane. Bases 215 to 1495 code for a protein of 426 amino acids. The transcript has 9 exons. NCBI's taxonomy places the organism in Eukaryota, Metazoa, Arthropoda, Arachnida, Araneae, Uloboridae. Gene Ontology annotation, biological process: ubiquinone biosynthetic process.